GGUGACGCGAACCUGCGUGAGCGCACCGACGCACGGCGGGACGGGGCGGAGGACAUGGAGGGAAGCGACGCUGCUGCUACGCAUGUGCGGUGGCUGUGAUGGUGAUGGUUGGCGAGUGGAACCCAUGAGGAGCGGAGCCGGCAGCCGGAGAGCGACAUGGCGGGAGUGUUCGACAUCGACCUGGACCCCGAGUACCAGCAGGAGGAAGGCGUCUCAGACGAGGAGUUGGAAGGGGUGCAGUACAGUGACUGCAUGGAGCAUGGAGUUCCCUUUGAACUAGAUAUGGAACACUGUGAAAAAUUUGAAAUCUCGGAAAACAAUGUGAAUAGAGGUCCAGAAAAAAUCCGACCGGAAUGCUUUGAGCUAUUGCGGGUGCUAGGCAAAGGUGGUUAUGGGAAGGUUUUCCAAGUGAGGAAGGUAUCGGGUGCAUAUACAGGAAAGAUAUUUGCCAUGAAAGUGCUAAAGAAGGCAAUGAUUGUUCGUAAUGCAAAGGACACAGCCCAUACUAAGGCGGAACGCAGUAUCUUGGAAGAUGUCAAGCACCCAUUCAUUGUGGAUCUGAUGUACGCUUUCCAGACUGGGGGGAAGCUCUACCUCAUCCUUGAAUAUCUCAGUGGUGGAGAGCUCUUUAUGCAACUGGAAAGAGAAGGAAUCUUCAUGGAAGAUACUGCUUGUUUUUAUUUAGCGGAAAUCUCGAUGGCUUUGGGACACUUGCAUCAGAAAGGUAUUAUUUACCGUGACUUGAAGCCAGAGAACAUCAUGCUCAAUCAUCAAGGGCAUGUUAAACUAACAGAUUUUGGAUUAUGCAAAGAAUCUAUUCAUGAUGGUGCUGUGACUCACACUUUCUGUGGAACAAUAGAGUACAUGGCACCAGAAAUUUUAAUGAGAAGUGGACAUAAUCGUGCGGUGGACUGGUGGAGUUUAGGAGCCCUAAUGUAUGACAUGCUGACAGGAGCACCUCCUUUCACUGGCGAGAACAGGAAGAAGACCAUCGACAAAAUCCUGAAGUGUAAACUCAAUCUGCCACCCUACCUCACACACGAAGCCAGAGACCUUCUUAAAAAGCUGCUAAAAAGGAAUGCUUCGUCGCGCCUUGGAGCUGGAGUUGGGGAUGCGACUGAUGUCCAGGCUCAUCCUUUCUUCAGACACACAAACUGGGAGGAUCUUUUAGCUCGUAGAGUUGAACCACCUUUCAAGCCAUGUCUGCAAUCAGAUGAUGAUGUCAGUCAGUUUGAUUCGAAGUUCACACGGCAGACACCUGUUGACAGCCCUGAUGACUCGACACUCAGCGAAAGUGCCAAUCAAGUCUUCCUGGGGUUCACAUAUGUGGCUCCAUCAGUACUUGAGAGCGUGAAGGAAAAAUUCUCAUUUGAGCCAAAAAUCCGUUCACCUCGCAGGUUUAUAGGCAGCCCUCGGACUCCGGUGAGGUUUUUUUGUUUGGCUGGAGAGAGGUCACCCUGACGAGUUGCCUCAAAUGCGGGCCCUCUUUUAUACAGCCCAGUCAAGUUUUCUGCUGACUGCUGGAGUCGGGGAGCCAGUGUGGAGCCGCCCCGAGGGCGUGGGUCAUCCGAUUACCCAAUGGAUGUUGGGAUGGAGCAGAUGGACGUAACUGUCAGUGGAGAGGCCUCGGCUCCACUGCCGAUCCGGCAUCCUGUGGGCGUGAGUCCUGUGCCUUUCAAAAAGCAAACGUACCCAGUGCCCCCUAACAGACCAGCACACCUGCGCAUGAACCUAUGACGACAGCUGAACGUGGAAGGAAGGGGAAAUAUAACUGAUUGAAGACUGCAGAUGCAAGCACUAACCGAGUACAAACGAGGAAGUGUUUUUGGGGAUGGUACCAAACCUCCCCAUUUCUCUCCCUCAGCCCCUUACCAUGGAAGUCUCGGCUCAGAACCAUUAUACAAUGAAAACAUGCAUCACUGACCAAAGGGGAAUGAAAGGGAGAUUAAAAUAAUUGGCAGGGUGGUGAGCAUCUUUGAGAAGCACGUACUUCAACAUUAGAGGGGCACUGAUGUCCCAUGCAGUGGUUCACCUCUUGAGGUUCUGCACAUGACAUGAACAGACGACCCCCGUGGCUCAUCGUUGUUAAUGGUGUUGAAGAAAUCUUCCCACUUAGGUGCCUGACGAACACAGUAUUACCAAAGGCAGAAGUUGCCUGAACCUCUCAAUCAAACUGAAGCUUGUGUCCGGGAGGGAGGGGGUGGAGUGCAGACUAUGAUGGGUGCAUCUGCACCUCAGUUGAAAAAGAUUGCACCUUGUCAUAAUGUUACCUGAAGUCUCAGAUGCUCAGUCUGGUAUUGUAAUGCAUUGGAGCCCACAUAAAUGCAGUUUAUAGAGAGAUAUCAUGGAUUAAAAGCAAAUCUAAAUCCCACGCUGCAAUGCGUGCAUGUUGAUGCAUUAACUCUUUGGUACAUUCAAGUCUUAAAAAGCCUAAGUUUGCUUUUGGUAGACUUAAUGAUUGAAGAGGUUUAAAGUUUAUCACAUUAUUUGCCUUUUUGCCUACUGCUAUUAUGCUCUUUUUCCGUAGAGUUUUCUGUAAUCACAGUACUGGAAUAGAUUUUAGUUCUGAAAGGAACACAAUUAGCGCCUGCUGAGAGUUUGACGCCAUACAUGUGAUGGGGUGCUAGAAGCACUUUAAACUCUUGGCCAUUGUACAGUUCUAGUUCAAAUUUCAAUGCAUAUCAUCUUUGAGUGCCCCCAUUAAAUUUCUCCCUUCUGCAUCUCCUUUCAAAAUAUGUUUGUGUUGGUGUCUGCAUCAUGUAACUCUGUGGGACUAUAGGCCCUAAAGCUGAUGUUCCUCCAACCUAAUGCUUGUAGUGAGUAUCAGCAAGACAAGGAGAAACCUUCUCAACCCAGAGCAAUGUUUCCCUUGGGUUCAAGCAUCUCAGAGUCUGAAAUCAUCAAAUAGCACUUUCCAAAGAUGAGCCGUGAAACCGUGGUGCUAGACAUUGCAUAAAGAGCCCUUGUAGCCAUGAUUGUUUUCCCUCAGCUAUAAUACUUGACAGAUAUUUGCUCUGAAUCUGCCAUGCUGUGUUCUAGGCUUCUAGGUUUGAAUUGUGUGAAGUGUAGUGUGUAUUGAAUCUAGUUUUCUUAAAAGUUGCUUUUUCUCUCUCUCUCGCUUUUACUCUUGUUCUCUCUCUCUCGCGCUCUCUCUCUCUCUCUCUCUCUCGCGUUUUUACUAUCGAAAUUAGUUGAGCCAUAGGAUCCAAGCCAUAAAUGCCUUUAUGCAUGCAAAGGCAGUCCACAUGCAUUUGGCCUUUUUGAGUAUGAAACAAUAUGAGAGCUUAAAUCCAAGUUAUGUGGCUGUUACACAGAGAUCUUAGACGUUGAAAGGCAGAAACAAAGGUAUUUUGUGUAAAUGAUUUUUGUUCUCAUUAGAUUUCUAAAUACUUUGCCAUUUCUUGGUCUUUGGGUUCAGUGUGCUGUGUUCUUGGUUUUUGUAUUUUGUUUUUGCUGAUUCAAUCCCGGAUUUUUAUUGCAGAUCUUCACUUUGCCCUUUCAGAGUCUAUUAUAAUUGCAUCGAAGGUGAACUGUGGAUCUUUCUUGAGUAUUUUUUAACCUAUGUUUUCCACAAGUAGAUCAUGGCAAAACAGUGGCCUCACUGUGAGCAGAGAUCAUCAGUCUGAAGUUCAAGAAUUAGUAGCAAGUGGGAAGCGGUGGCUUCAGUGUGUCCAUCCCUGGAAUUCGGAUUUAUUAACAUCAUUGAAUGCUAGCUCAUUUCCUCCAUCCCCCCCCCGCACUCUCAUCUUGACUACAGUGCAAGAAAACAGAUCCAUUGUUUCAAACAAUACCUAGUUAUUGUUAUCCUAUUCUGUUUUCUCAGUAUAGUCUUGGUUGGGUCAGCCUUUGAUAUGGGAGAACAGACAGAAACCUGUGGGUCUUGUGCACUAGAAGCAUCAUUUUCAGUUCUCUGUAUUGUGAAAACUGAGGACUUUAAAACAUCAUCAUUGUUUUUUUAAAAGCACAAUCCUUGGAGUCAAAUAUUGAAAUAUGUGGAAUUAUUUCAAUGAGACCUAAGUAAAUCACCCAGCCACUAAUGCUGCUUCAGAUCAGCUAGUCUGUCAAUGUUGGCAACAUACCCCAUCAGUGGAAAACGAUUUGGCUGAAUAUUUUGUUUGGUCUCAGAAAUACUCCUCAUUGCCUAUUCUGGGUGGUAGUUUGCAACAUCUGUUGUCAAAUUCCUAAUAUUUAAUCAGUUACCAAAAAGUAAUUUGGAUGGUGUUGAGGAUGUGAUUUCCCCUCUUCAGAGUUUAUUGCAAUCAUUCAAUUAUUUUUUCCAUUGAGUUGGAGGGAAUGCUUCAGCUGGCAAGCUGAUGUGGAGUUGGCCUGCAGAUGAUGCACUGACAGGUGGUCAGUACUUUUCCUUAUGACAACAUAGUCUGCAAUGUCUUUAGAGGCCAGAGGAUUGUGAUCAUGAACCUUUGUCUCAGCUGUGCUGCAGCAUGAGGCUGUCAACGUGUGUCACCUUACCAGACUCAGUGAGCCCUGUCAGCUGUGGAGGAGAGGUAUACAUCUCAUUGUUAUGUCAUUUGAGACUUUGGAGCAAAUUUAACAAGCCAUUGGAACCAAAAAAUUUCUUGAAGCUAACCAUAUUUGGUAGGGAAGAAUUGUUCUGCUCUUAAACCGGAUAAUUGGUUGAUAGUUUUUUUUAAUGAAGAUAAAGGACUGAUAAUAUUAAUGAUUAUAUUUUUAAGUUUACAAGAGCCUUCACUACCUCCCUCUUAUACAGCCUUUUUCCAGGGACUUAAGAAAGAAAACUAUAUGCUGGACUGAAAGUAUCAAAAAGGGCGCAUCUUCAAAUUCAGUUUUGCUCUUAGUGUUCAUUUAACGCUAGAAGUUUCUGAGAUUUUAAAGAAUUUUGUGAAUAGCUUCGUAGGACUAAAUUCUUCCCCCUUUAUGAAUAUCACCUGACCUCAGAUUCAAGCAGUCCAUUACUCAAGUUGCUCAAUGCAGAAAUUUACUGUUUAUUUCUAUAUUUUAGAACAAAAAUCUAUAAAUUGCUCAAAUUAACUUAACCUUCAAACUCAUUCAGACUUGUGAAAUUCUAAUUCUUUUUGAGUUUAAGAGAGAACUGAAAAUGGAUUAUUCCUUCUAUGGAAAUGCUAUUGAAGGAGUACUGAGUUUUGGUUGGCAUGGCUCUAUCAGUUGAUGUUGUAUUUGAUGCCUAAUCUCAUUUAUGUGGGAAAAAAAAUUCAAGAAGAGUUAUUUGGAGCAUUAAGUGCACACUGCUGGUGAAUGAAAGGCAAGUGCCUUCAUUAGCUUGAUGUUCAAUAUGAGAGGGCUGCCAUCACCAAGGUUUGAGAGAUCUUGUUCAGUUUCCUCAUCACUUUCCUGUUGUGCUCUCAGAUGGUGAUUGUAAGCCAGCAGGAAGUGGCUUACCACAUACCAAAUUAACAGGCAUGCAUUUACCAAAUCUGAAAGGUGGGAGGGGGGCACGUGGUUAUGUUUUGUAUUAAUUUCUAUAUUGCUUCUUAGACGUUGUAGGUUGACUGCAAAAAAAAGCAAUUAAUCAAUGAAUUACUUUUAAUUCUGAAGUUAGACUCUUGUAUGUUAAGUCUGCAAUCAUGUAAAGGCUUUUAUUUUUUUCAAGAUUGAAAUCAGAACACCAGACCUUUUAGAUGAAACUUUGGUCUUGUUUAAUCUAGUACUUAUAAAAAAAAUUGUGCUGAAUUUUGAAUUUAAAAUUCUUGCUAUUCAACAACUAGGGAAAUGGUUAAAAGUGUAUUCUAAAAUAUAAAAAAAACUUAAUGCCUGUUGGUUAAUUUGUCUCCCUUCAUAGACUGAAUACCUUUUGUAGCCCUCUUUCUUUUCUCUCUUACGCUUGAUGACAUAAGUAAUUUAAAUUUGGGGAAGUGCUGGAAGGAGGAAGAGCAAACUGCAAAUGUUGGUUCAAUGUUCUGGUUGGAUUUUGAAUGGAAACGGGCAACAAAAACAAAUGAGCUUUGAUUUCUUGCACUGUUUUGCAUCGAUGUCCAGUCCCCUGCUCCUGGAGUAACUCAGUGGCAACUUCCUUGAAAAUUAACUCCCUGAUAACCCUAGAACCCUUGGUUGAUGGCAGCCAUUCUGCAUUGAAAGCUUAGAAUUCUAUUUCAGUAAAAUAUUCACUGAUUGCAAAAGGGUCUCAAAUUUGCCAACUAUCCAGCCACACUUCCCUUUCUCUGCCACAGAACCAAUCACUACCUCUGGCCACGGUGGUACCUCUUAUUUGGAGGGUCUUACUUUGGGGAAGGCAAGAAUUUGAACAGAAAGGAAGCUGGUAGAUACUUAAAUAACUGCUGUAGUCAUGAUGGGUGGUUGUUGGUCAAACUAUGCAAAGUGCUUUUUUUCCUCUCCCCCUCCCCCAUUCUAAUUUUUGUAAAUAAAACUCAAACAAUAUAGAUUUGCCUAAUCGUUUAAUAAUCUUUGCAAAUUAGGCAUUGUAUUUUAAUGGAUUUAUGAAAGUUUUUGUCGAUCAUUAUUUUUGUAUGAUCUCUUUGAAUCUUUGUUGCAGCCAAAAUGGCUAUUUGAUUUGAAUAAUAGAGUAACAGAAAUGUUUUAUAAAAUGCUUCCUUUUCGCCUCUCUUCCCCUCCUGGGGCUUUUAUUUUGUAGACCUAUUGUUUUACUUUGUAAUUCUUUUGCUUGUGUGUAUUUGUGGGGAAGGGGAGAAAUAUCAGUUUGUUUAUCUAAGCUUUUCAAUUUUCAUGAAUGUAUAGUCUUUGUAGACUAUUAAAUUUAUUUUUGUUUGUAAAUGUA
Molecule: messenger RNA, 6733 nt
Organism: Hypanus sabinus (Atlantic stingray)
Lineage: Eukaryota; Metazoa; Chordata; Chondrichthyes; Myliobatiformes; Dasyatidae
Gene: rps6kb1b
Product: ribosomal protein S6 kinase b, polypeptide 1b
Biological process (GO): signal transduction; protein phosphorylation
Molecular function (GO): ATP binding; protein serine/threonine kinase activity
Source: RefSeq, a predicted model, not a curated record